AGUCCUCCAAAAAUAUUCACAACUCAAAAUGAACUUCUGACAAGACUACUUAACCUCCACUCAAGAAUUACUUGAGUUCAAUUCGCUUUCCCUGAAUUCAACUGCUACCUGCUGCGUUGCAAUUACGUUCAUUACCAUGCAUUACUUCAACUCAUUGGUCUUGGUAGCCUUGUCGCUCCCUCUCGUCGCGCAUUCCAAAUCGCUCUAUAUCGACUACAGUUGUACAUUCAAGCCCGGUUGGAAUGACUAUUGGCAAGAAUCGCUGAGGCUUGCCAGGCGGGCGGGGGAACGAUUGGAUAGCGCAACAGACACUGAUUUUGAAGCCGUGUUCAAGCGUAUAUUCCGGACAGACAAGGGCUCUACCCAGGGACAGUACGUUAGAGGCAUUCUGAAAGAGUUCGUCGACUUGUCCCCGGUGACUGACCUCAAAACGUCCGACAUAAGAGUCUUCUGCGAUAAUGACAGGCGGUGGGGAUCUGAGAGGCCCACCGGCGGUUGGUACGAUGGAACCAAUGAAUUGAUUUUUCCGUUGAAACCAUCAUGUUACAAACCUGGUGUAUUGGGUCGGGCAUACAAUGGAAAGACAUUCGAUGCAACGGACCCGACAAGCCCGCGCGCGGGCCAUAAUCCAAACCGUAUCGUUGUGGUUAUCUGCGAUGAAGCAUUCAAAUCUGGCGAUGGUCUUCCUCUCCGGAUCGACCACCACGUGGAGGCGUUAGAUUUGAACAACGUGCCAAUCGGAAUCCUUUCGUAUCUGGUCUCUGCCACUAUCGUCCACGAAUUUGCGCACGCUCUAUCAUAUGAACCCUCAACUGGAGAAAUGAGGAUCCGAGAUCUCCCGGAUCCCCAGACUGCUUAUGGCUGGAAGAACAGUAUUCAGAAGCCAACCGAUAUGGCCGUUAAUAAUGCGGAUAACUACUGCUACCUAACACUAUGGGCAGUGCUUGCUGACAUGGGUUACACACUUCCGCGAGUGAAUGAGCCGGGAUUGAGCGCACAAGAUAAGCAGGAUAGGGAGGAUGCCGCGGUGAAAGGAAGACUCAGCAGAUAUCUAGACAUCACGAAGAGGAUGCUGAAGUCGCUUAAGCUUGUCGCGAGAGCGUUCUCGGCAUAGAAUGUGUAUAGGUGUUUAUGUAUUAUAGGUGUAGGUUAGGUGUUAAGGGCCUACAUUUGAAUUAUUUUCGAAGCCG
Messenger RNA from Westerdykella ornata, 1190 nucleotides. RefSeq lists its product as uncharacterized. NCBI's taxonomy places the organism in Eukaryota, Fungi, Ascomycota, Dothideomycetes, Pleosporales, Sporormiaceae. The coding region runs from base 137 to 1114 and encodes 325 amino acids. The transcript has 4 exons. The record is from RefSeq and is a predicted model, not a curated record. Gene Ontology annotation, molecular function: metallopeptidase activity.